AUGGCUAAUCUUCUGCUCCUCCCGUGCAUCCUCCUCCUGCUGGUGCAGGCUCUCCCAGGAACGGUGGUGCAGGUAAGGGGCGUCACGUUCCACGUGACAAACAAAUGCCCGUUCCCAGUGUGGCCAGCGAACGCGCCCAACUCCGGCCACCCGGUUCUCGCGGGUGGCGGCUUCUUCCUCCCGCCAGGCUAAUCGAAGCGCGUCGACGCGCCGUCCUCCUGGAGCGGCCGCUUCUGGGGCCGCACCGGCUGCAGCAACUUCAACGGCGCCACCACCAGCAGGAGCCGCUGCCUCACGGGCGACUGCGAAGGCCGCCUAGCCUGCAACGGGUCCGUGGGCGCCCCUCCCGCCACGCUCCUGGAGGUGAGCUUGCACGAGGAGGCCGGGACGGGCUCCUACGACGUGAGCGUGGUGGACGGGUACAACCUCCCCGUGGCCGUGUGGAGCAGGCCGGCGAACCGGAGCGGCAAGUGCUUCAUCGCGGGGUGCGCCAAGGACGUGAACGCGGUGUGCCCGCCAGAGCUGCAGGUGGUGGUGCCGGGAAAGGCCAAGGCGCCGACGGUGGUGGCGUGCAGGAGCGCGUGCCUGGCGUUCGGGCUGGACUCCUUCUGCUGCCGGGGCGCGUACGGCACGGCGGAGGCGUGCAAGGGGAGCGUCUACUCGCGGCUCUUCAGGGACGCCUGCCCGGACUACUAUAGCUACGCCUACGACGCGGCCGCCACCACGGCCCGCUGCCACGCGCAGGAGUACGUGCUCAACUUCUGCCCCUCCAGAUGGGCGCCGCAGCCGACACCGAUCAUGUGGCCCAAGUUUGAUUUCAUCUGUCGAUGCAUGGCCGAGUUCUCUACUUUUAUGGAUCGUUUUGCUCCUUUGGUAUCACUAUGCAUGCAUGAGAGUAAAUUACGAAAAACCACGACACUAAGCCUUCUUGUUCGGUUAUGAAAUUUCCUGCAAGGAUUGAGAGGGAUUUGAGGGAACUUGAACUAAAAUGGGAUCAAUCCCUCCCAAACCCCACAGGUAUGGGAGUAACCGAAUGGACCCUUAGGGGAUAGGGUUUUACUUUGGUACCGGUCUACGUUCUUUUUACUAAAAACUACCGGAUUUGCUUAA
Brachypodium distachyon (stiff brome) is the source of this 1110-nucleotide messenger RNA. Its product is annotated as thaumatin-like protein. Gene Ontology annotation, biological process: defense response. Gene Ontology annotation, cellular component: extracellular region. Lineage: Eukaryota; Viridiplantae; Streptophyta; Magnoliopsida; Poales; Poaceae. The transcript is spliced from 2 exons. The record is from RefSeq and is a predicted model, not a curated record.